AUGGAGACAAAUCCACCAACAUUGGAGUUAAUGUCGCCGAUCCAUAGUUUCCCCAACAAGUUCCUUAGCAGUGACUUCCAUAAUGAUGAGGAAUUAAAUGUUCAAGCUUCUGGAUAUACUUACAUGGAAGUUGAUGGUUCUCGAUCAUCUGUAGUGCCUUUGAGAUCACCGGAUUAUCUGAUCUCCAACAACUUCAUGAACAGCGGUUUCCAUACUGACGAGGUUAUGGAUAAUGAUCAAGCAUCCCAAGAUUCUGGCUACGCUAACAUGCCGGGUGCUGGUUCUGGAUCACCUCAGGGCCCUUCUGUGUUUGCUGAAUCAUCUCGCACCCCUUUAGAUGGGCCAGCGCAUCCACACUUCGUUUUUGAUACGCCUCAGGGAACCCGUUACUGGAUUCCUAACGUCGCUGAUAAGUUCAAACCAGUGUGUGGGAAAUCUUAUCCGACAUUUGAUGCUGUUGUUUCCAUGUAUGAACUUUAUGCGUUUGAAGCUAGUAUUUCUGUUAAAAAAGGCCAAACUAAAGUCUGGAAUGGAAUUCCCACACACAAGUAUCUUCGCUGCUCAAAAUACGGGAAACCACAAUCCAAGAGGACUUUUGACACACUAGAUGAAUCUUUUGUAAGGCCUAGGAGAACCAACUUUACAUGGUGUGUCUGUAAGGCAAGCAUUCUAGUCUCAAUCUUUAAUGAUACAUACACAGUUCUGAGUUUCAAUGAUAUACAUAAUCAUGAACUUCUUGAGAAUUACAACCGUGAUCUUAGCAAGAUAUCACGGAAGCUGUCAUUCUCCACCAAACAAUUCAUUCACAAUAUGAGUCUAAACCGUAUCGGACCCAUGAGAGCUUAUAGAUGUCUUGUAGCUUUAAAAGGGGGGCAUCACAAUGUCAACGGGACUCCGGUGGAUUUUAAAAAUUUUAGCCACCAGUUGCGAAUUUUUAUUGGUGAACGCGACGCACAAGUUUUCCUUGAACGCUUGCGUGAGCGCUUUGACAACCUACCCAACUUCUAUUUUGAUUACACGGUAUCGAAUGGAAAGUUGUCUUCUGUAUUCUGGGCUGAUGAGAUUUCAAAGCUAAACUACAAAGCUUUUGGCGAUGUCCUCGCCUUCGACGCGACUUACAGCACUAACAUGUACAAGAUGGUUUUUGUGCCAUUCACGGGUGUGGAUCAUCAUUUCCAAUGUGUUACAUUUGGUGCGGGUUUGAUAUCAACCGAGUCCAUUGAAUCUUAUGUGUGGUUGCUUAAGGCUUUUUUGAAGGCACACGGUACUCAACCAACUCUCGUGUUGAGUGAUCAAGACCCAUCCAUGCUUCAAGCUGUUCCUAUGGUCUUUACCAAAUCACGCCACCGUCUAUGCAUGUGGCAUAUAAUGAAAAAACUACCCUCCAAGAUCUCCGCGGACCUUCUUGACGACACUAAUGUUCGGUCCUGCAUUCACCGGUUGGUUUGGAAUGUUUAUAUCAAACCAGAAACGUUUGAGUCCCGCUGGAAUGACCUCCUAGAAACAUUUGGCCUACAAGACCACACUUGGUUGAACGACAUGUACAACAUCAAACAUCUUUGGGUACCAGCCUACUUCAGGGAACUGCCAAUGUGUUGCUUGAUGAAGACUACUUCACGCUGUGAAAGCUCUAACGCUGCCUUCAAGGUCAACUCAACAAGCGUAAACACCCUUGUACAAUUUAUGAUGUGCUUUGAAAAUAGGGUAGACAGCCAACGCUAUCGGGAACGUGUAUCGGAGUACAAAACCUCAUCCACGGUGUUUAAGGGCAAUACUGAUUUAGCGGUAGAACAGCACGCGUUCGCCAUUUACACAAACGCUGUUUUUGCACAAGUUCAAAAGGAGAUAAUUAAAGGGAAGUUUUUAUGCUACAUCACAAACCAAACCGAGUCCAGCAAUACCACUCUUUUGAUAGACGUCACUCAUUUGGACAAAAGGAACAACAUCACAAACGUCUAUCAGGUGGCGCCGAGAUGCCCUCCCAAAAGAGGUUUUCUCACUUUCCAGCCGAUACGGAGUCAACCCACACGCACCUUCCGUUAUGCGGAUGAAAUCCUCGACCUCGUUACUGAAUGCGUUGAUGUGGCCAGAACCGACGAGGAUUCGUUGUCAAAAUUGGUUGCACAACUCCGGGAUUUCAAGAUCAAUGUGCUUUCCAAGCAACCAUUGGGUACAAUUCAAAAUGAAACAACAGAGUGUGAAAUGGAAGAAAUAGUUGGGCAACCAAUCAACAUUCCAGUCGAAGUUGCUAAUCCAGAUGUUGUACGCAAUAAGGGAUGUGGUACACAUACUCGCAUUUCUGGACCCGGUGAGAAGGCAAAGGCAAAACCAGCAAAACGUCCAAAGCAGCUUCGUUUAUGCAAGCGUUGUGGUCUGUAUGUCGACGACCACGACUCACGCAACUGCGUUAAGGUGGCCGCAAUGAAAGCAGCAAAGGCAGCUGCUGAACAACAAAGGCAGACCACCCCUGGUCCUCCACCUCUGAUUAAAAUCUUUAUUUUUCGUUUUACUACUACUAUGUAA
Helianthus annuus (common sunflower) is the source of this 2523-nucleotide messenger RNA. Its product is annotated as protein FAR1-RELATED SEQUENCE 5-like. Gene Ontology annotation, biological process: regulation of DNA-templated transcription. The transcript has 7 exons. The coding region runs from base 1 to 2523 and encodes 840 amino acids. The record is from RefSeq and is a predicted model, not a curated record. Lineage: Eukaryota; Viridiplantae; Streptophyta; Magnoliopsida; Asterales; Asteraceae.